Messenger RNA from Schizosaccharomyces octosporus yFS286, 1838 nucleotides. RefSeq lists its product as uncharacterized. The record is from RefSeq and is a predicted model, not a curated record. NCBI's taxonomy places the organism in Eukaryota, Fungi, Ascomycota, Schizosaccharomycetes, Schizosaccharomycetales, Schizosaccharomycetaceae. The transcript has a single exon. Bases 689 to 1360 code for a protein of 223 amino acids.
CUUUCCCUUUCUUUCUCACUUAUUUACUUCAUUUUUUUUUUCAAUUGAGCUCCGAGCUCCGUUACUUCGACCGCUGUUUCCUCGCCUCGGACUUGAGUGGAUCCGUUGUUUAUAGCUUCCCGAGAAAAGCGAUGCGCUAAGGGAAGAGAAUAAAAGGGACAGAAAGCUCCCCUGGUAAUUUCACCUUGAAAUUUUUUUUUUAUUUAUAGAAACCUUUCUUUGUCGGAAAGUACUUUAUCUGCCUUUUAAAAAGCAUUGGAAAAGCUUUUCGAUUCAUUUUUGCUUCACUUUUGUGUUAUCAUUGAUUUUGUUUAUAUCAUACCAUACUUAUUUCUCGUCUGACAAACGAAAUUGAUGAUACUUUUGUGAACAAGUAUUCAUUUGUUUGAGAUAUAUUAGAAUCCUUGGCAAUCCCAUUUCAGUUUUUAUUUAAGAAUUCUUUACGAUUGUGCUGCUGACUGAAAUUGACUGGGAAUUAUUUAACAAGCGAUUACUAGUUGAUUUUCUUUCCCCCCCCCCCCAAAAAAAAAAGUUUUAUUUAUUUAUUCUAUUUGUUGAAACGCCCAUCAUUUUAUAUACGGUCAUUCCAUUACAACACGAGGUCAGGUAAAAGUUGAUUGUCGCAGGUGGCUUUCUUAUAAUAUCCUUCUUUCUUUCUUUUUUCUCUCUUAUUAUAUAUCGUUCUAAAAUGGAAGUUCCUUCUCCCAAACAUACUUCUCAGGUGAUCAUCAGUGACUUGAAGGAAAAGCCGCCAGCUUUACCUACCUUUUGGAUUGCCUUUCCAGCAACUCAGCCGAUAGGUAUUAUAAGGCCUCGCAUCAAUCGCCGUAUUACUCAAGUCAAACAACGAGCCGAAACAGAAGAGGCAAUAUUUAAUCUAUAUCAACGAUGGAAUCCUUUCACGUUUUCGUAUCGUCUCAUCCUUACAGAUGCCAGUAGGGAUGACAAGAGAAUCUUAGCAUGGUUUUUUUCAAGAAGAUUUGGAUCGCCAAAGAUAUUAAUGAAACAUAUAUGCCAUAAUGGCGGUUAUCUUAACUGGGCAAUAAAAAAAACCGAAAAAAGUAUAAUUUUUGAUAACAUGACUUCCAAUCCACAAGAAGCUAAACGCAUCGUUUGGAAAUUACAAAAUCAAAAACCAAAGCAUGAAAAUUCUUGGAAAGCAGAUUUGGUGUUGCCGUCGCGUAAACAAAGGAUACCUGUUGGUUCUUUAGACGGGUUUGAGAUCAAAUUUCAUGCACAACUUUUUGAAUAUACAACUCGUUUAUUGAAAUUCCGUUAUCUUGAAAUUGCCAUUUUUAGCAUGGCCCUCUAUGUGAAAAUAUGGGAUUUAAACCUCCUCCAUGCUUGCCUUUUACCCUGAGUCUUUAUUACUUUUAUUAACAACGCUCUUUCUAUACUUUUCAUGAUAUCCGCAAUAAUGUAGGGAUUUUAACUUUUAAUGUAUACAGGUAUUCCCUUUUGUUAUAUAUCUAAUCCCUCGUUUGACGUACCCGCUUUUCUUUUUUACCUUUGUUUUCUUAAUUUCCGAUGCUUUUUGUUUUAUUUUGUUUGUUUUAGAGUAACGUCUUUUGUGGUUUGAAUUAAAUCUUUUUACCAUUGGAAACAGCUUCUUCAUAGAACUAUUAUGAAACUAUUCUUGUUGAGUUUUACUCUAUUGAAUCUCUUGUUUUGAUUUAAUUCUUUUAAAUUCUCUCUGUUUACUCGUUUUCAUCUGAUAUGCACCAAAUAGGUUUGAUCAUGUUCGGUAUCGCCCUUACCAAACUAUAUUUCAGUUUCUCUUACAGACGGGUAUCUUCGUGUCAAUUGUUUACAACAAGAACCUCUACUAACGGAAAACA